This is a messenger RNA of Saccharomyces paradoxus, 1572 nucleotides long. It is a transcript of the gene CTK1, whose product is annotated as cyclin-dependent serine/threonine protein kinase CTK1. Gene Ontology annotation, molecular function: cyclin-dependent protein serine/threonine kinase activity; ATP binding; cyclin binding. NCBI's taxonomy places the organism in Eukaryota, Fungi, Ascomycota, Saccharomycetes, Saccharomycetales, Saccharomycetaceae. Bases 1 to 1572 code for a protein of 523 amino acids. The record is from RefSeq and is a predicted model, not a curated record. Gene Ontology annotation, cellular component: cyclin/CDK positive transcription elongation factor complex; nucleus. The transcript has a single exon. Gene Ontology annotation, biological process: protein phosphorylation; transcription elongation by RNA polymerase II; positive regulation of transcription elongation by RNA polymerase II.
AUGUCCUACAAUAAUGGCAACACUUAUUCAAAGAGUUAUAGUAGAAAUAAUAAGAGGCCCUUGCUCGGAAAGAGGUCGUCACAUCCUCAGUCCCUAGCGAGGCCACCGCCACCAAAGAGAAUACGGACUGGUAGUAGUUAUCAGUCAACUACAGAUAAUAUUUCGUCUCAUAGGCUAAAUUCAAGUGAUCAACCAGGUGCUACGAAAAGUCGUAGUAACAAUAACUUAUCUCGCUAUAACGAUGCAUCUUUUCAAACAAAUUCCAGAUAUCAAGGUUCAAGAUACAAUAAUAACACAUCGUAUGAAAAUAGGACUAAAAGCAUGAAAAGGGAUGAAACAAAAGCCGAAUUCCUAUCUCAUUUACCAAAGGGGCCUAAAUCUGUCGAGACAUCAAGAUAUAAUAAUUCAUCCAUCACUAAUAAUAAUGAUAUAAAAAAUGGCAACUAUGCGUCAAAAUACUACAACCACAAAGGCCAGGAAAUACGGUCCGUGAUGACUAAGAAAGUGCCAGUUUCAGUUCUAAGGCAGCAAAGGAGCACUUCAAUUUAUCAAAGAAUAAUGCAGGUGGGAGAGGGAACCUAUGGUAAAGUUUACAAGGCAAAAAAUACAAUUACAGAGAAGUUAGUGGCACUGAAAAAAUUGAGAUUACAGGGUGAGAGAGAAGGCUUUCCUAUAACCUCUAUACGAGAGAUUAAAUUAUUACAAAGUUUUGAUCAUCCAAAUGUCUCUACUAUAAAGGAAAUAAUGGUCGAAUCUCAAAAAACCGUAUACAUGAUAUUUGAGUACGCUGACAAUGACUUGAGUGGAUUACUAUUAAAUAAGGAAGUUCAAAUUUCUCAUUCGCAAUGCAAACAUCUCUUCAAACAAUUGCUGUUAGGAAUGGAAUAUCUGCAUGAUAAUAAGAUUUUACACCGUGAUGUCAAAGGUUCUAAUAUCUUAAUCGAUAACCAGGGAAAUCUAAAGAUAACAGAUUUUGGGCUAGCAAGGAAAAUGAACGCCCGGGCCGACUACACCAAUCGCGUCAUUACGUUGUGGUACAGACCACCAGAACUAUUGUUGGGGACUACAAAAUAUGGAACGGAAGUUGAUAUGUGGGGUUGUGGCUGCCUCCUAGUGGAAUUAUUCAACAAAACUGCAAUUUUCCAAGGCUCUAAUGAAUUAGAACAAAUAGAAUCAAUCUUCAAAGUUAUGGGGACUCCUACAAUAAAUAGCUGGCCAACGCUUUAUGAUAUGCCGUGGUUUUUUAUGAUUAUGCCACAACAAACUACCAAAUAUACUAACACUUUCUCUGAAAAAUUUGAAAGCAUUUUGCCAUCUGCAAAAUGUCUACAAUUGGCGACUAAUUUGUUAUGUUAUAACCAGGCGAAAAGGUUCACCGCAACUGAAGCUUUACAAAGCGAAUAUUUCAAAGAAGAACCUAGGCCUGAACCUUUAAUUCUUGAUGGAUUGGUAAGUUGCCACGAAUACGAAGUCAAACUUGCAAGAAAACAGAAACGUUCUAACAUCUCCACCAGCACCGGGAACAAAGGCAAUAACAGUAAUAAUAAUACUAAUGAUGACGAUGAUAAAUAA